This is a messenger RNA of Mesorhabditis spiculigera, 477 nucleotides long. Lineage: Eukaryota; Metazoa; Nematoda; Chromadorea; Rhabditida; Rhabditidae. The record is from the annotation of a GenBank genome assembly.
AUGAUCAUUUCGAUAAAAACUAUCAUCAGACACUCGUCCUCCUCCAGGUUUGGGACAUUGGCGGGCACUCACGCUGCAUUGAUCGUCUAUGAUGUCACGAAUUCGGCCUCGUUCGAAGACGUGAGCGACUGGGUGUCCGCUGUCAAGCGCAUUUCGAAAAACCAGGAAAAGCCGCCACGCCUCGGGCUGGUGGGCAACAAGACGGACCUCGAACAUCGGCGCGUCAUUCGCAUCGACAAACACAAUAAAUUCGCCGACGAGCACGGCAUGGCCAGUUUCUAUGCGUCGGCAAAAACUGGGGACAGUGUCACGCUUAUGUUCAGACAAACCGCUGCCGACCUCGUUGGCGUGGCACUCUCAAAAACGGAUGUCGAAAGCGAUAUCGUCAUUGUCGAAGGGGAGAUCAUCCGCGAGGACCCCGGAGUCCGGAAGCGCCCCAUCGACAAUUCUCGAAACACGGCAGUCUGUUCUAUUCAA